GGGGGGCUAGAAAUCCUAAGUGUAUUUGGGGGGCUAGAAAUCCUAAGUGUAUUUGGGGGGCUAGAAAUCCUAAGUGUAUUUGGGGGGCUAGAAAUCCUAAGUGUAUUUGGGGGGCUAGAAAUCCUAAGUGUAUUUGGGGGGCUAGAAAUCCUAAGUGUAUUUGGGGGGCUAGAAAUCCUAAGUGUAUUUGGGGGGCUAGAAAUCCUAAGUGUAUUUGGGGGGCUAGAAAUCCUAAGUGUAUUUGGGGGGCUAGAAAUCCUAAGUGUAUUUGGGGGGCUAGAAAUCCUAAGUGUAUUUGGGGGGCUAGAAAUCCUAAGUGUAUUUGGGGGGCUAGAAAUCCUAAGUGUAUUUGGGGGGCUAGAAAUCCUAAAAAUCCUAAGUGUAUUUGGGGGCGUAGAAAUCCUAAGUGUAUUUGGGGGGCUAGAAAUCCUAAGUGUAUUUGGGGGGCUAGAAAUCCUAAGUGUAUUUGGGGGGCUAGAAAUCCUAAGUGUAUUUGGGGGGCUAGAAAUCCUAAGUGUAUUUGGGGGGCUAGAAAUCCUAAGUGUAUUUGGGGGGCUAGAAAUCCUAAGUGUAUUUGGGGGGCUAGAAAUCCUAAGUGUAUUUGGGGGGCUAGAAAUCCUAAGUGUAUUUGGGGGGCUAGAAAUCCUAAGUGUAUUUGGGGGGCUAGAAAUCCUAAGUGUAUUUGGGGGGCUAGAAAUCCUAAGUGUAUUUGGGGGGCUAGAAAUCCUAAGUGUAUUUGGGGGGCUAGAAAUCCUAAGUGUAUUUGGGGGGCUAGAAAUCCUAAGUGUAUUUGGGGGGCUAGAAAUCCUAAGUGUAUUUGGGGGGCUAGAAAUCCUAAGUGUAUUUGGGGGGCUAGAAAUCCUAAGUGUAUUGGGGGGCUAG
Messenger RNA from Volvox carteri f. nagariensis, 882 nucleotides. RefSeq lists its product as uncharacterized. The transcript is spliced from 2 exons. The record is from RefSeq and is a predicted model, not a curated record. The annotation marks the transcript as partial. Lineage: Eukaryota; Viridiplantae; Chlorophyta; Chlorophyceae; Chlamydomonadales; Volvocaceae.